Puccinia graminis f. sp. tritici CRL 75-36-700-3 is the source of this 432-nucleotide messenger RNA. RefSeq lists its product as uncharacterized. NCBI's taxonomy places the organism in Eukaryota, Fungi, Basidiomycota, Pucciniomycetes, Pucciniales, Pucciniaceae. The transcript is spliced from 5 exons. Bases 1 to 432 code for a protein of 143 amino acids. The record is from RefSeq and is a predicted model, not a curated record.
AUGUUCGAGAUGCGAUCUUCAAUGCUAAACGCUCGUGUUGCACUUGCCAGUGUGAUUAUUGCUGCCACCCUCUGCGUUCAGCUUUCGGAGGCCCGACACAGCCUUGUGCCGAGGGUAUGUCUAACUGCCCCGGGACAGUCCUACUCCUGUAGCAGGUGCAACUCAGGUGAUGAUAACAGCAUUUUUAGCCAGAUGCACUGGGUGCAUUGUAGUGCGAAUCAAAACCCUGGGGGCGUCGGGGGCUCGGAUGUGACGAUUGUCGAAACCUCGUAUUUUAAUGUCAACCACGACACGAAGCUGAUCGGGGUGCAGGGGCGCGAAGAGGGCGGGUCUUCACAAACCUACUAUACAUGUCCCAUGAGUUCAAACUUGCAAAGGCCUAAGACAGAACGUCAGGCAUUGAAUUUGUACAAGGUUGGCUAUCGUGAUUAA